AGUGGGCGACCACACACCCUACACGUCUUAUCCUUACCAUCAUGUAGACCUGCAUUUUGAUUAUGCUGCUGGUUCCUAUACACAUCAGUUGCAAAGUGCAAACAACGCUGCUUUUGAUUUUGUUUAAAAAGUACCAGUGGCAUAAGAUAGCGACUUCAGUCGGUAAGGGAAAUUUAGAUUCAAUUAAGUUAGAUUUUGUUUAGGUCAUUUCAAUAACCAAAGGUUAAUACAUGGAAUUUUGUGCGAGGCGAACUUGAUAACAUAGAGCAAGGAUUCAAGAUAAGAGAUACAGUAAAUCUUACCAAUAGCGGCUUCUUAUGUAACCCUCUAUUGCCUCUCUUGAAGAGGCCGAAGUAAGCCGUAUUUAGGGAUAUUAAAAAGUCUAAGGAGAAAAAACAUUGUUUUGGAAAAAAAGUCAACAAACGGAAUAUCUGUCCCCCUUACCCAGUUACGCUGUCCUUAUCUUUUGAAGUCACUAACCUUGCUAAUUUGGGGUGGGGGAGCUCUGCCAUCCAUAUUCCCCUCUAUGCUAUCCUAAUCUCCUAUCUUCUUGAUCUAUAUCCCCAUCAAGCUUUGGGACCUGGGGGAAAGCAGGAUUUUAGGGUUAGGGAAGCCAGAUUAUGUCAAAUUUGGACAUUCAUGAGAAGUCUAAGAAUGAAAUGCCAUAUUUUUAAAACUGGGAAACUCUACCCUAGCAUAACUUUACCUAACAUAAUGUAACCUAACCUAGCUGGGGGCUUCAACCCCCUGGACCCCCCUUAAGGACACUAACCUAACUUAAAAGGGGGCUUUCCCCCCUGAACACCUCCCCCAACCUUAAGAGUACUAAGCUAAUCUAACAUCACAUAACCUAACCUGACCUGGUAGGGCUUUGCCACACCUGGAAACUCUCUUAAGGACACUAACCUAACCUAACUAGGAGGUUGUCAAUCACCACAUAUACAUGUGGUAAUUGGCUGAAAAUAGUUGAUGCAUUGGCCAGAAGUAAACAAUGUUUGAUGACAUUCUAAUACAUCAUUAAAAGGACAGUUCUCACUGGCUGAAGGAAAGCAAUACAAGAGAGCAUGAGUCAUUAUAUAAUGAAAACCAACAUACUAACACAAGCAUUACACUGUAUCCCACCAAGUGAGCCUUGUCGGCAUGGACUUAGAAUUUGUGAUGUAGCACAAGACAUGUCAUGUCAAUGUAACGUAACCAUGCAUGACCCCUAAACAAAAACCCCACACCUGUGUUGUACAGUGAGUAUUCACCAUGUGCAUUAAUUUAGCUGCUCCAUGAGGAGCCACUCUUGGUAAGGUUAUCCAGAUAUACAAUUGUAAUGAUAUACAGUAUAAUUUUACACAGCAAGUGUCGGAGAUAUCCAGGCUUUUGAUCCCUAGAAUGACCUAAUGCACUAUUGCUGGUUUAGCCAUGUUGAAAGGAUACUUAAUGAAGAAUUUGUAAAGUAGCAUGCGUAUGUGAAAUCAUAAGUAAAUAUUAAUAGGAAAGGGAGAUCACUGGGAAAGAGGAAAAGGUAAAGUUGGAGGUGCACACUGUAGCUACACAUACCUUGGUGAUUAUCUCCAUCUCACUGACCUUUGAGCAUCUGGUAGAUGAUACUCCUUACCCAAGACACAGGAAUACAGUGACAUUAGGAUUGAAAGGAGAAAGAAUAGUAAAAAAGAGAAAAUGCAAGAAAGGAGCAUUAGUACAGCAGGAGCAGUUGCAUAAAAAAGAAAGAAAUGUAUGGAUCAGAAGUCAGAUGUUCUGUGGCUUUCCCAUGUAAAUUGUUUAAUUCCUGAAUGUUUGGACAUCCAAGAAAAAGUCAUGCGGGUAAGUCCAGGUGCCAUCGUGUGGACAUUGCUGGUCUUAGGAGGUGCCUCUCUAGUUGGUCAAGUUGUGAGAGUUCUAAGCAUUGAUGUGGAUGAAACACUUCAAGAUUAUAAGAAUGAUAGGAACCAGUCAAGAGGACCAUAUGAUGGUCUUGGCUCAUCAGAUGAUCACAUCCUGUGGUUUAUGCAAAUCUCAGACCUUCAUCUCAGUCUCUUUCAAGAUUCUACCAGAUCUACAGAGCUGAUGGAGUUUGCCUCUAUAACAGUGAACAGCAUCAGGCCAGCAGUGGUCUUAGCCUCAGGUGAUUUGACCGAUGCCAAAAAUGCUGACAUGUUGGGUUCUCAGCAGUAUGUAGAGGAAUGGGCCACUUACAGUGAUGUUCUGAAGAACAGUGGAGUUCUUAACAAAACUACUUGGCUUGAUAUCCGAGGAAACCAUGACAAUUUCAAUGUGCCUUCAUUAAGAAGUGAGGAGAACUUGUAUCAGCAUUAUAGUGUCCAGGGGCCUCAUCAUUCUCGCUCCUACAGUUACACUCUCAAGCAAGGUGGCCAAUCUGUAACGUUCAUAGCUGUUGAUGCCUGUCUUCUCCCAGGCCCAAGAAGACCAUUCAAUUUUAUUGGAAUGGUAACAUCCUCCGAGAUGCGUCUACUGGAGGAGUUUGAGAGGGCCAGCCGUAAGAGCAACUACACCAUCUGGUUUGGUCAUUAUCCUACUUCAUGCAUCCUCUCCCCUGAGCCAGGCAUUCGGCGGGUUAUGGGUCGAGGUUUAGCUUAUCUCUGUGGACACCUGCACACUCUGGCAGGUCUUGUUCCUAAUAUGUACACCCGACAACACACAGGCUCUCUUGAGCUGGAGCUUGGGGACUGGAAAGACAGCCGACUUUUUCGCGUAGCUGCAAUAGACCAUGGCCUGUUUUCUUUUACUGAUGUGAAGCACGCCUCAUGGCCUGUUAUCCUCGUAACAAACCCUAAGCAUGCGCUGUUUGCUAUGAAGCACCAUGAGCCACUGCACCUUAUCCAGGAGUCCACACACAUCAGCUGUGCUUUUCUUUGCAGGGUGUUGGUUUGGUCUCUAUCAUCUAUUGUGGAGGCCAGAGUGAGGAUUGGAAAAGGGCCAUGGCUUACCUUGACACAAGUAAAAGAGGGGCCUCUUUUCGUUGCAUCUUGGAACCCACAGAAAUACUUGGCAGAGCUUCACACACUUACGUUCCAGUUCCUGUUUGGCAUUAUGGUAUGUGUGUGUGUGCUGCCUCUGUGCAUCCUGCGCUAUGUUCACCGUCUGGCCCUUGAAAAGCGAAUGAUUCGACCAAGAUUGAGAUGGAAAUUCUGCGACCUAUGGCUACGCAAACUAUGGGUCCUGGUGUCAGUGGACCGGCUCUUUUGGCCUCUAGUUGUGAGCGCUGUUUAUGUGCCUGUUGGGCCAUGGUUUGUUGGAGAAGUCAUUGAAGAUCAUAUUGGAGUAGUGUUUGCCUGGGGCAUAUUUGUUAAUAGAAGCUACUUGCCAGGUUCAUUGACAUAUGCUUAUGGAUUUUUCCAGAUGCUGACCUUCCAGUUUCCUCUCAUCCUUGCAGUUGCACACUGUGUUGAAUUUAGAUUUUGGUCAUUGUAUGUUGACCCACUAUGCAGCUUUCCUCGUUACUUAUGCCGUCAUGUGUGCCCACUUCUCAUUGUCACACUGCAGAUGAUCACUGCUUUUUUCUUCUGGCUAGCAUAUGGAACUAUGGCUCUCUUUUUGGGCCCACUUCGUACCUGGUCUGCAGUUUUGGGAUUGAUAUUAUGGUACCAGGCUGCAACUGUUCAUAAAGAUGUUUUAAGGGAGGCUGCUCAGGUUUGGGUUCCCCAGCCCCUAGCCUGGGAGGAGGAAAAGAGUGAGAGUCAAGCACACAUGUCCCAGAGCUCACUGUGAUGUCAUCAGUAUUCCUUUCAAUAAGGUAAACAUACUCCAUCACAGGUUAAUUAUUAUGUAGUAUUUAUUUACAUUACAAGAGCUUUCAUCAUAAGAAGUUAUAUACUUACUCCAAUAAAGCAUCUUACAUGGACAGUUUAAGAGAACACUAGAUCUAUAAAGGAUGUCUGUGAAGUAAACGAUAAGGAUGAAUGGAGAGUAGUUGUAAAUGUACAAGUUGUGAUGUGGCUUUGAGGGUCUCUAUGGGAAGUUUGCCAGAUCUGCUCCACUUGGCUGAUCAAGUUAGAUAUGAAAAAAUGUGAAUGGUAAAGGUGGACCAUAUGCUGUAGCUGCAUGUGGCCUCAGUGCUCAUUGCCAUAUCAAUGACCUGUGUUGGAUUGUGUCCCUUAACCUGGGACACAGGGCCAAAGAAAGGAUGAACAGCUGGAUGAGAUGUGUACCAUCUGCCUCAGCCCAGAUUUAGACUGAGGCCCAUGAAUUGGUAACCAACCACACAAUAAGUGGAUGGGUCUGUUACAAUGUUGUACAGUCUAUGAUGCAGAAAGACUUGGGUACACUGCAUGGCUUAUCAUCUUACCAUAUGUUUAGUAAAAACGUCUCUUUCCACCAAGAGGCCUUAAGGGUAGGAUGUGAGGGAAUGUCUGGAGUGUCAUCAUAAGUGAGUGUGUGCAUGUGGCACUUGGUCAUGACCAUCCCUUUUUCAUAGGAGGAUAUUGGCCUGAAAUAUAGACUUUAAGAAAUUUUGUGAUCCAGUUAUUAGUGCAUUCAGUGUUGCAUAGUUGCAUUUUAUAUUUCUUUGUACUUUUUACACUUGUAUAAUUAUUUAUUCUGUUUGUAUAUAUUUAUUUUCUGAAAUAAGAAAUUCUCAUCCAGCAGUGUCUUUACAUAGUGUUCUGCAUAAAUCUUAGUUGUAGAGAGUCAUGUGUAUUUCAGUUGUUUGAGGUUGGCUAUUCUGCUCAAAGCAUGAUCUAUAGAAAGAUUCUCUCCAUUAGGAAUGUAAACCAUUCCUCAUUCAUGUCAUACAUAUGCUCAUUACACAACAGUAGGAAUGUUUAUACAUUGACAGUUCCUUUUAUGUAUUCCUUUAUUGAUCUUCCAGUGAGCUUGAAUGAUAAUAUUGUGUAUUAGGAUUAGAAUAACUUUUGACUCAUCCCGCAUUAGCUAGUCAUAAGAGUAGCUAAUAUAUAAAGCUACAACAGAUUGGGACGACGAGAAACAUCACAAGGUAAAUAUACACAUUUUAAUGGAUUAUUGUCAUCUAAAGUGUGAGUCAGUGAGUUUGGUGCAAUGAUGUGCUGGACAUUUUCCUAUUCUGAGAAAUUCUCAACCAUCUGUAGGUAAAAUAUUUAUUUAUUUUUUUUUAAAUAUCCAGCAAGUCACCUAUUGACUUGGCUGUGUUUGAUUGUGGAUGUAGUUGAUAAACUUUUAAUGGAGUGUGGCUGGUGUAGGGUCACAUUUUGCUUUCUUCUGAUAGGUGCCAGUGAAACCUCAUUAGGUAACGUAGUGUAACUUUAUAGUCACUGUAGUCUGUUAUCUGCUUAUUGGGGACCUGUGACAAAAUAGGCAUUGAGCCUGCAUGUACCAUUCUUUCCUGAAGUUUAUUCUACCCUAAAAAUGGUAGUUAAUAAUGAACCAGGUUAACAAAAAACUAGAUUCACUACAGCCUAUGAUCUAUUUGCGGGGUGCAUGUGAAAAAAAUAAAAUAAAUAAAAUAACAGCCUGCAUGCCCCACUCAUUCACAGAGUUAAGUCUCUUAAAAGUAACAUUUUUUAAUAGAGCAAGUCAGUUAAAAUCUAGAUUCCCUAUAUUGUAUAUCAGUUUCUCACUUUGCAAAAUUUAUGGCUUUGAUGUAAGAAUAGAAGUUAUUAACUAACCUCCAAAACAUGUUCAAGUUUAUUAUAAAACUGUCUUUCAGAAAUGUAUGCAUUCUCUUACAGUUACAGAUAAUGUAUCUGUAAUAUGCAGGGAUAGUAGGUAGUUUAUGCCAGCAGUAAGUGGUGACUGAGGCAUAAUUUUCAGGGGAAUCUCAUUUGUGAGAUAAUUAUAUAUGUAAAUAAGAUGCCAUUUUUUGGAAGCAGAAUUUACAGUAUAUCUUUAUGCAUUAGAUUCAUACCUUGUUAGAUGGUUUGACUCAUUGUAGAUUAGUGGAAAAUCAUCCCUGUAUUAUUCACCUUUGUAUGUGUGAACUUUGUGGAGGAACAUAUGACACUAACUUAACUUCCUCAGCUUUCAUCAUUCUGAAGGGAAAAUAAGGCACAUCUAUAAUGGCCAUUUCACCUUUUCAAUCCUUAUACCCCGUGAUUUAACUAUGAUCGAUUAACUUGGAAUAUCAUUUCAUAAACUUUCUGUAUCAAUAUUGUCCUCACAGAAAAGUUAUAGUGCUUGAGCAUGGCCUUUUUAUCACAUGUUAAAGUGUUUGACAAAUAUCUCACAUUCUCAAUCAUAGCACAAUUUAUUUACCUAUUUAUUUAUUAUUAAUAUAGUUGUAGAUUUAUUUGUGUUUAAAUUAUUAGAACAUCUGGUCUCUCUCUCUCUCUCUCUCUCUCUCUCUCUCUCUCUCUCUCUCUCUCUCUCUCUCUCUCUCUCUCUCUCUCUCUCUCUCUCUCUCUCUCUCUCUCUCUCUCUCUCUCUCUCUCUCUCUCUAAAGGUUUGGAAUUGAUUGAAGCAGAAAACAUUCUAUAAGGCAGCUUUUUAUGCUUUUUUGUUUAUAUAUAUAUAUAUAUAUAUAUAUAUAUAUAUAUAUAUAUAUAUAUAUAUAUAUAUAUAUAUAUAUAUAUAUAUAUAUAUAGUGUCCCAAGAGGAAAAUCACAUAUUCCCAGAAAUGAAAGAUCAAGUCAUUCAGGAGUAUUCUGUAGUCAAAUACUUUUAACGCCAUGGUUUAGAAGUUACAUGACAUUUUAACAUGAACACUAUCAGUGGGAAGUGGCUGCACAUGGGCCGUCCUGCAACAUCCAGCUGGUUGUUAUUGCCAUAUGGCAUUCAUUAUGUUUUAGCUAUUAUUUGUUACAACAAUACACUGCAUUCUUGAAUUCAGUUAUAUCUUUGUUUUAAUAUUUUUUUAAAACAUUCUCAUGAUGCCAACACUCACCAUUGCUGCCCUCUCUUCCCCUUUCCCCACUCUCCCUUGCCAAUUUGAGCUUGUUCAUAUUAAAAUGUCCUCUAACUUCUAAACCAUAGUGUAAGAAGCAUUUGACCAUAGAAUAUUUCCAACUUAAAGUGACUUGGUUUUUCAUAUCUGAGAAUAUGUGGCUUUCCUCCCAGGACACCUGAUGUGUGUGUGCAUAUAUAUAUAUAUAUAUAUAUAUAUAUAUAUAUAUAUAUAUAUAUAUAUAUAUAUAUAUAUAUAUAUAUAUAUAUAUAUAUAUAUAUAUAUAUAUAUAUAUAUAUAUAUAUAUGUGUGUGUGUGUGUGUGUGUGUGUGUAAUUUUAUGUUCUUUCAUCUCAGUACUUUACUGACAUUACAAAGUGCUGAUUGUUGAGAAUGAUAGAAUGAAAAAUUGCUGAAGGACUGUAAGGCUCUUAAUGGGCAAAUGGUAAUGUUAAUUUGAGUCAUGUAUGAUAAUGUUGAGUGUAGCAUUAUAAAAAAAAAAAAAAAUGGAUGUAGUUGGUCAUAUGUAAGUACAUAGACAGUCAUGAUGUAAUUUUCUUGAUAUGCAUGUUAGAAAUUGGGGGCAUUGUAAUUUUAUUGUAUGAUUAUUUAUUUUUCAAUGGAGUGAAAUGUAAUGCAAAGCACAAAGAUUAAUUCAUAAGCCAUAACUAUGCAGUACAUUUCCCUGCUCUUUAAUGAAACUUUCUACUUAAUAAUAUGUGCCAAUUUUUUUUUUUUUUUUUUUUUUUUUCUUUUUUCUUUUUGCAUUUGAUACAUUGUACUGAUCAUCUUUGUUAUUACAGAAGCAUUCUUGAGAACUCUAGUCAUAACACAGUAGGGUCUCGAAUAGUGUGAUUUGCAAAUAGAAUAUUUCAUAACAGGAAGUUGUGUGAGUAGAUGUCAAAUAUUGCAAGCCACAAACCAAAUUGGAAGAAUCUCAAUGAGAAACUGAAUGACUUGAGCAAAAAUCAAAUAGCUUACCCUACAUUAUGAUGGCAUUGAUGUGUUAGGCCUUAGCAGCUACUACCCAGUAGCUUUAGAUUCUGUGUCUUCUGUAUGUUUAGGCAUGUAUAAUUAAGAUUAAAAACACUAUGAUAUCUAUAACGAUAAUAGAUACAUACAUGCCUUUCUCUUGCAUCUAGCACCUUUCUCCCACAUCUAGAAAUCAAGAAAGCACUGGUUGGUGGACUGUCAAGUGCAGUGUUUAAUAGGAACAGGUUUGAUUGGCAGGUUAAAAACUGGAGAACUAACUGCUGAUGAUCACUGUGCCCCCCACAACAGUUUCAUUAUGCAAAAUGAAGAUGAAGGAAUUAAUUUUUGUGUGAUUGAGAGGGUCAGACACAGCAUGCUUAAGUGGUUCAGUCAUGUAGAAAGAAUAGCAGAAAAUUGAUAACCGAGUGUAUACACCAGUGAUAGAUGUAGCAGGUGCUAAAGGAUAAUAUCCAAUUAAAUGGGAAGACAUAGUGCUACAAUAUAUGAUAGAAAAGGGUGAGAGGAGAAUGGGGGAUUUGAGAAUGCAAACACAGGCAUGAAUGGAGACUUAAGUUCCACACAUCCCCAUGGGGAGUUCUUAGGAACAGGCAUCAGAUGUAGAUAGAUGUUUAUUGGCUAAUUAAACUCUCUCUCUCUCUCUCUCUCUCUCUCUCUCUCUCUCUCUCUCUCUCUCUCUCUCUCUCUCUCUCUCUCUCUCUCUCUCUCUCUCUCUCUCUCUCUCUCUCUCUUAAAAUCAUUGAAAAAUCCUCAAGCAUUUCCCAAGAAAAAGGUUUGUGAUUGGCCUCGGAAUUAGCAACCAAAUCUACCUCUCAUCUAAUGUUGCCUGAGUACCAGACUUACAGACUCCUUUAUAACUGCAGAAGUGCCACAUACAACAAAGAAGAAAACUUGCCUAAAGCAUUUUGCUGGUGUUAGUUCACAACUAAUAAGAAUGAAACUCAGGUUUAUUUGAUUUGGUAAACCUGGUCUAUACUUGUUAUUUUCAUGGUAAAAUUAUAAUGAUUAGUGCAUUGGUAAUGAGGUACGCCACAUACACCCCAAUGUUUAAAGUUUUCCCUUGGAUUUCAAUACAGUGGGUAUUAAUCAAAGACAUGUUUUUUGAGAUCCAAGUAUAGUGACCAGACAGUCAAGGCAAGCUAGAAUUCAGUGAGGUGUUGGUAAUCCUUAUCAUUCUGGAACUGUACAGUUACUUUAAAUAUCCUGACACAGGUUCAUUGCCCAAUAAUAGCCUCUCAUGGCCAGUAUAUUCCACUUUCACAUCAAUGUUUCUUGUGUAUUCAUCAUGUUCCAAAGCUGGGCAUAGCACAUGGGAGCUUCUAAAAGUCAAAUCUCUAAGAAAAUGCAUAGUAUUUGGGCAAGAAAAACAUGGGCUGGGAACUAUUCCCAUGCUGGCUCUAAUGAUUUUAUUUUUGUUUACUUAUUAAUUUAUUUAUGUAUUAACUGUGGAAUUAGUGUAAAUUUAGUGUUUUAAUUUCUUUCUUAUCUUUCUUUCUUUAUAUAUUUAUUUAUUUAUCUAUUUAUAUUCUUGCUGAUAGGAAUUUUGUAAAUCACCUUUUUUUUUUUAUAGUGAUCAUCAGAGGUUACUGACCAUUUCAAGAGAGAUGGAGUUUUCUCUAUAAUAAAAAUUCAUCUUCAUUGCUGUGAAAGCACAAGACAUAAUAUAGAUGUAUCAAAUAGCACACACACACGUACAUUCUGAAGCUACUCGAGACUCUACUGUACUGCAGUGUAGGUAUACUUGGCAUUUCUGGUAACUAAAACAAGUACCAUUAGGUAAGAACAAAAAUAAUAAAGAAAGCCACCUUGUAAUCAAAAUAAGACCUGCCUAUACUCCAAGCAUGCUGUUCAUUCCUGUGAUAAUGUAGUGCUUAGUGUUGUAGCCUACAUAUUAGUAUAUAUUGUGCUCCAAGUGAUAUGAAAAGACAAAACUAAUAAUGUAUGAAUCAAGGAGUGGAUUAUAAAUAAAAUGUUGAUUAUCUCUUAAA
Molecule: messenger RNA, 9782 nt
Organism: Scylla paramamosain (green mud crab)
Lineage: Eukaryota; Metazoa; Arthropoda; Malacostraca; Decapoda; Portunidae
Product: transmembrane protein 62-like
Exons: 15
Coding region: 1726-3717 (663 amino acids)
Molecular function (GO): hydrolase activity
Source: RefSeq, a predicted model, not a curated record